AUGGGGGCACGGGGGCACAGGGGCACAGGGGAACGGGGAACGGGGAACGGGGGCACAGGGGCACAGGGGAACGGGGGAACAGGGGAACAGGGGAACAGGGGCACAGGGGAACAGGGGAACGGGGGCACAGGGGAACGGGGGCACAGGGGAACGGGGAACGGGGGCACAGGGGAACAGGGGAACAGGGGAACAGGGGCACAGGGGAACGGGGGCACGGGGGCACAGGGGAACGGGGGCACAGGGGCACAGGGGAACGGGGGCACGGGGGAACGGGGGCACAGGGGAACGGGGGCACGGGGGAACGGGGGAACGGGGGCACAGGGGAACGGGGGAACGGGGGAACGGGGGAACAGGGGAACGGGGGAACGGGGGAACAGGGGAACGGGGGAACAGGGGAACGGGGGCAUGGGGGAACAGGGGAACAGGGGAACGGGGGAACAGGGGAACAGGGGAACGGGGGCACAGGGGAACGGGGGCACUGGGGCACGGGGGAACAGGGGAACGGGGGAACAGGGGAACGGGGGCAUGGGGGAACGGGGGAACGGGGGAACGGGGGCACGGGGGAACAGGGGAACGGGGGGAACAGGGGAACGGGGGCAUGGGGGAACAGGGGAACGGGGGAACGGGGGCACGGGGGAACGGGGGAACGGGGGAACAGGGGCACAGGGGAACAGGGGAACGGGGGCACGGGGGCACGGGGGCACUGGGGCACGGGGGAACAGGGGAACGGGGGAACGGGGGAACAGGGGAACGGGGGCACAGGGGAACGGGGGCACAGGGGAACGGGGGAACGGGGGCACGGGGGAACAGGGGCACGGGGGAACAGGGGAACGGGGGAACAGGGGCACGGGGGAACAGGGGAACGGGGGAACGGGGGCACGGGGGAACGGGGGAACAGGGGAACGGGGGCAUGGGGGAAUGGGGGAACGGGGGAACGGGGGCACUGGGGCACGGGGGAACAGGGGAACGAGGGAACAGGGGAACGGGGGCACAGGGGAACGGGGGCACAGGGGAACGGGGGAACAGGGGAACGGGGGCACUGGGGCACGGGGGAACAGGGGCACAGGGGCACAGGGGAACGGGGCACAGGGGCACAGCGGAACAGGGGCACGGGGGAACGGGGGCACAGGGCAGCGGGGGCACAGGGGAACGGGGGCACAGGGGCACAGGGGCACAGGGGAACAGGGGCACAGGGGCACAGGGGAACGGGGGCACAGUGGCACGGGGGACCGGGGGCACAGGGGCACGGGGGCACAGGGGAACGGGGGCACAGGGGAACGGGGGCACAGGGGAACGGGGGCACUGGGGCACUGGGGCACGGGGGAACGGGGGAACAGGGGCACAGGGGCACAGGGGAACGGGGGCACAGGGGCACUGGGGCACGGGGGAACGGGGGAACAGGGGCACAGGGGCACAGGGGAACGGGGGCACAGGGGCACGGGGGAACGGGGGCACAGGGGCACGGGGGAACGGGGGCACAGGGGCACGGGGGAAGGGGGGCACGGGGGAACGGGGAACAGGGGAACAGGGGAACAGGGGCACAGGGGAACAGGGGAA
Molecule: messenger RNA, 1557 nt
Organism: Rhinichthys klamathensis goyatoka
Lineage: Eukaryota; Metazoa; Chordata; Actinopteri; Cypriniformes; Leuciscidae
Product: spidroin-1-like
Exons: 2
Source: RefSeq, a predicted model, not a curated record